Messenger RNA from Paramuricea clavata, 554 nucleotides. The record is from the annotation of a GenBank genome assembly. NCBI's taxonomy places the organism in Eukaryota, Metazoa, Cnidaria, Anthozoa, Malacalcyonacea, Plexauridae.
AUGGCGGUAACUGGUACUGGUGUUUUCGAUGGCAUUAUACAGGCUUGGAGAACCUUUCCAAAGGAUGAUAUGCUACGAAAGCUAUCUUAUGAGAACUCAGUUGAAGAACUAACAAGUUUAAAAUUUGAUCUAUUGGGUAGAUGUCAAAGAUAUGAAAAUUUCCCGAAAGGUGACCCUUAUUUUAAGACAUAAACCCAAGGGUAACAGUUCUUGUUCAAGUUUAGAGGAAAGACUGUCAAGUGAUAUUUGUGAGCUGCUUACUUUCCUAGACACUAAAGUAGUUACUACUGUGAUGAUGAAAACAACCUGUUGCCUGGUCUUACCUUUGUGGCUCCUCCAUUAGCAGUAGGGGCUUCCCCUUUACGCGAAAGUGGAUGGUCGGAGUCAAAAGCAAGAUAGCGACCUUUGAAAGUAUGUUCUUGCUAUACAAGGAGAAAGCUGGUCGAGAGAUAACUGAUCUUGUAAACAAAGUAAAAAAUUUAACAGCUACAGUUAUUGAACAAAAGAAAGAGAUAGACCAGUUAAAGUCAGAGAGCCACAAUUGCAAGAAAUGA